This is a messenger RNA of Mugil cephalus (flathead mullet), 950 nucleotides long. RefSeq names its product zinc finger, AN1-type domain 1 (gene zfand1). The transcript has 8 exons. Gene Ontology annotation, molecular function: zinc ion binding. The coding region runs from base 66 to 881 and encodes 271 amino acids. Lineage: Eukaryota; Metazoa; Chordata; Actinopteri; Mugiliformes; Mugilidae. Gene Ontology annotation, biological process: cytoplasmic stress granule disassembly. The record is from RefSeq and is a predicted model, not a curated record. Gene Ontology annotation, cellular component: cytoplasm; cytoplasmic stress granule.
AGUCACGUGACUUCAUCCUCGGGUCAAAGUUCGUGUUGUCAUGACCGCAGACUCACGGCUAGCUAAUGCUAAUGGCUGAAUUAAACAUUGGGAAACAUUGUCAGAUUGAUUCCUGCAAUCUGAAAGAUUUUCUUCCAUUUGUUUGUGAUUCUUGCAGUGGUGUUUUCUGUCUUGAGCACAGAACCAGAGAGGCCCACUCGUGUCCAGAGGAGCUGGAAAAAAGGGAAUCCCGGCCCGUGGGCGACAGUACUAGUUAUCCAUGCUCAUUUGAAGACUGCAAAGGAAAAGAAUUGUUACCAGUGAUAUGUCCGCAGUGUGAAAAACACUUCUGUUUAGCCCAUCGUCAUCAAGAUGAUCACAAGUGUGAGAAGCUGGAGGUCCAAAAGCCUCGAAUGGCUGCCACCAAAGAGCUGGUGCAGAAGAUUGUAGAGUCCAAGGAUGGAUCCAAAAGUAAAGGGCGCAGAGGAGCAAAGAACAGUGCGACUGCAGCUAAGGUAGCACUCAUGAAACUCAAGUUGCAUGCUGCAGGAGACAAAGGACUCCCACAGACGGAGAGGACAUAUUUUCAGGUGUAUCUUCCUAAAGACUCUAAAGACUCCAGCCAGCCCAUGUUCUUCUGCUCCAAGUGGACUGUGGGGAAAGUGGUGGAUUAUGCUGCCUCUCUCGCCAGCAUCAAGAACAACAAUAAUGUUCUGACAGCUAAGAAGCUGCGACUCUGUCAUCCUCAGACAGGUGGGGCUUUCCAGAUGGAUGACACCCUACUCUCUCUGUUGUCUCACCCUGAGACUCCCCUGUAUAACGGGGGUAAUGUGAUCCUAGAGUACCUGGACAAUGAGUGCACAGGCCUGGAGGAUGUUUCUCACUAUAUUGCACAGUCUUGACCAAUCAAUUCCAGGUUCUGCAUAUGCAUUUCGUAUUUGUAUGUCAAUAAAAUUAUGUCUUUUUAAGUA